Aspergillus welwitschiae is the source of this 583-nucleotide messenger RNA. RefSeq lists its product as uncharacterized. Lineage: Eukaryota; Fungi; Ascomycota; Eurotiomycetes; Eurotiales; Aspergillaceae. The record is from RefSeq and is a predicted model, not a curated record. The coding region runs from base 185 to 538 and encodes 117 amino acids. The transcript has 4 exons.
AGUGAAUUAGCAGCAUAGCUCGCUACAUUGUACGGCUGAUAUAUUCUUCCACUCCAAUAUCUAGCAGUACUAGUAUCCUUUGGAAUAUACCUCGGGUUAUCUGCCUUCAGCUUUAUCGCAGUGACCCACAUCGUCGUUUGCUGCUUAUCGCUAUCUAUCUACUAGUUAGUAGUAUCAUCACUACAUGUAUACUUGUAACCUAAUCAGGGUCUGUUGCACUCCUUGCACGCGAAGGCUCAGAAGAUCGCCUUUGGCUCGGUAUUUCCAUCGAGCUACGGCAGAGCUCUUGAACUACAACUCAAAAAGGUAUCUAGUCACUGAGAAGGUUUCUGUUAUUGUUGGUAAUCCGGGGAAAACAUACCUUCUGGUAUAUUCAGAAGUCGGCAGUGUUUUCCGUGCUGCUGCAAAGGAAUUCCAAAUCUUUGGAGAAACAUGUAAACUUGCAUUCUUCCAUGAAUCGCAACAUUUUGUGGACUUUCCGUACGGUUAUCCCCGUUUCUAUACCCCGAAUCAUAUUUCACGUCGAACGGAAUGGUAGUAUCAACUCAUUAUUUGGGUCAGAAUAGACGUUUUUUAGAAUGGC